ACCGCACAGCGGCCUGAACCGAAACCUCCCGCCGGCCAUGGAGAGCACGCCGACGGGCAACGGGCAGCGCACGCGUCACGAGCACCGCGGCCUCCGCGGCCGCCUCGCCGGCAUCUUCUUCUCGCCCUCGCCCAACCCCGAGUGCUGCGAACAGGUCGCGAAGCUCAAGGAGGAGCUGCGGAAGCAGAGCGAUCUCAAGGAGACGUACAAGGCCCGGCUGGAGAACGCGCAGCAGUACCUCCGGUUCUGCCUCGAGGUCGCCCAGGAGCACGGCUUCUUGCACCUCAUGUCCAACGACGAGGAGCGCCCGCCUCACAGGAGCGUCGACGAAGACGCGGAGGCCGCGACGGCGACCGACGACGAGGACGGGGACGAAGAACCGGAGUCGAUAGAAGCGCCGCCCCGCGACCCGUACUUGGCCGCCACGAGAGACCUCGCGGUGCAGCACGGCUGGUCCGUCGCACCGGACGAGGUAACGAAUCAGCAAGAGGCAGAAGCCGUGCGUGCAUAUCGAUCGGGUUUUCUUACCGCGUGCUGUUCGUGGAGCGUGAAACAGAUCGAGCUGCACGAGACGAUAGGCCGAGGGACGACGGCGGAGAUACACCGGGCGACGUGGAGGGGGCUGGAGGUGGCGGUGAAGUGGAUCCGGCCGGAGCUCCUCCGCUCCAACCCGAGCGCCGAGGCCUUCUUCGCGCAGGAGCUGGACGUCCUCUCCCGGCAGCGGCACCCGCACGUGCUGCGGCUGAUGGGCGCGUGCCUGCGCCCGCCGGAGAGCUGCUUCCUGGUGACGGAGCUCCUCAGCGGCGCCACGCUGGCGCUCACCGGCGAAACCGUUCUUAAUCUGAGCAUCUUGUCAGGGACGUACGUGUACAUGGCGCCCGAGGUGAUCCGCUGCGAGCCGUACACGGAGAAGUGCGACGUGUACAGCUUCGGCGUGAUGCUCAACGAGCUCGUCACCGGGGAGCACCCGUACAUAGACACCAGCUACGGGCCUAGCAAGAUUGCGUUGGAGGUAGCGGAUGGAAAACUGAGGCCAAGGCUCCCGGAAGGCGACGCGGAUGCUGCUACUGGAGCCCUGGUUGAUCUCAUCUGCCGGGCGUGGUACGCGGAGCCUUCGAGGAGGCCUUCGUUUGCCGCCAUCACCGUGGCACUUCGAGGUAUCCAAGAGCAGCUGGUGUGACACGGUCGUACGUACGUGUAAUGCCCUGGCCCGUCAGUGGCCACGCAUGUGCUCUAAGCGGAGGAGUUGUACGGAUCUUUUUACCGGAGUUUUCUAAA
Triticum aestivum (bread wheat) is the source of this 1278-nucleotide messenger RNA. RefSeq names its product dual specificity protein kinase shkB-like. The transcript is spliced from 5 exons. The coding region runs from base 38 to 1180 and encodes 380 amino acids. Gene Ontology annotation, biological process: protein phosphorylation. Gene Ontology annotation, molecular function: ATP binding; protein serine/threonine kinase activity. The record is from RefSeq and is a predicted model, not a curated record. Lineage: Eukaryota; Viridiplantae; Streptophyta; Magnoliopsida; Poales; Poaceae.